Messenger RNA from Puma concolor (puma), 1332 nucleotides. RefSeq names its product CDP-L-ribitol pyrophosphorylase A (gene CRPPA). The record is from RefSeq and is a predicted model, not a curated record. Gene Ontology annotation, biological process: isoprenoid biosynthetic process; protein O-linked glycosylation via mannose. Gene Ontology annotation, cellular component: cytosol. Gene Ontology annotation, molecular function: D-ribitol-5-phosphate cytidylyltransferase activity. NCBI's taxonomy places the organism in Eukaryota, Metazoa, Chordata, Mammalia, Carnivora, Felidae.
CCCGCCGCGCCGCGGCCUCGCUUGUGCGACUCCCUCGGCGCGGACCAGACACCCUCGGCCUCUACGCUGAACGCGGCCCGGGCCGAGGCUCGGCCAGCUGGGCGCCGCGCUCCCGCAGUGGCUGCGGUGUUGCCGGCGGGGGGUAGUGGGGAGCGCAUGGGCGUCCCCACCCCGAAGCAGUUCUGCCCCGUCCUGGAGAGGCCGCUCAUCAGCUACACGCUGCAGGCCCUGGAGAGAGUAUGUUGGAUAAAGGACAUUGUUGUUGCAGUAACUGGAGAGAACAUGGAAGCAAUGAAGGGUAUCAUUCAGAAGUACCAGCAUCAACGCAUCUCACUGGUUGAAGCUGGAGUGACCCGUCACAGGUCAAUUUUCAAUGGACUCAAAGCACUGGCAGAGGACCAGCCUGACUCUAAACUGUCUAAGCCAGAAGUUGUGAUAAUCCAUGAUGCUGUGAGACCAUUUGUUGAAGAAGAUGUCCUUCUUAAGGUUGUCACAGCUGCUAAGGAAUAUGGGGCAGCAGGAGCAAUUCGACCUCUUGUAUCUACUGUAAUCAGUCCAUCUGCUGAUGGUUGCUUAGACCAUUCACUAGAACGUGCCAGACACAGAGCAAGUGAAAUGCCACAGGCUUUUCUAUUUGAUGUGAUCUAUGAAGCAUAUCAGCAGUGUAGUGACUAUGACUUGGAAUUUGGAACUGAAUGUUUACAGUUGGCUCUAAAAUAUGGUCACAUUAAAGCCAAACUUGUGGAAGGAUCACCUGACCUCUGGAAGGUGACCUACAAACGAGAUCUGUAUGCAGCUGAAUCGAUUAUUAAGGAAAGAAUUUCACAGCACAUUUGCCUGGUUAUGGACACAAAAGAUGAGAAUCAUGUAGGUCAUCGUCUUGAAGAAGUACUAAAAGACGAAUUAAAUCAUGUAAAAGUCAUGUCUCGACUUCCAUGUCACACUGGCAGAGAUCUUGAUCAAAUCAUGUCAGAGCAGUGCUACAGUUACGUUUGCGUGAAUGUUAUGACCUCUGAUUUUGAGGAAAUCCGGAAGUUAGUGAAUAUGCUGGAAGAGAGUAAUCUUUCCAUUUUAUAUCCUGUUGUUGUUAUUUCAGUGUAUUUUCUUGAUUAUAAAUCAGUACCUUUUGAUCAGAAAAUGGAAAACCUAAUACAGAUUAGGGAAUAUGCAAAGGAAGUGAAAAAAAGAAAUAUUUUAUUAUGUGGUCUUCUUAUAUAUUAUCCACAGGACGAGCAGAAGCUACAGGAAAGCUUAAGGCAAGGUGCUACGAUUAUUGCCACCUUAAUCAAAGAAAGAAAUUCUGGACUUGUUGGUCAGCUCCUGGUAGCAUGA